This is a messenger RNA of Cannabis sativa, 1159 nucleotides long. RefSeq lists its product as uncharacterized. The record is from RefSeq and is a predicted model, not a curated record. NCBI's taxonomy places the organism in Eukaryota, Viridiplantae, Streptophyta, Magnoliopsida, Rosales, Cannabaceae. Bases 162 to 896 code for a protein of 244 amino acids. The transcript has a single exon.
UACAUAACCACUUCUUACAAGGAAAUAAGUCUUGCUUGUUCCAUGAGUAAACCCAAGUCUCCCUUUGUUCUCACUCAAAGAACCAACCCCCAAAACCACUAGUACUAAACCAAAAUCCCUUAUCCUCUCUUCUCCAAAUCCCAAAACCCAAUUCUCAAAAGAUGGCCACUUUGCAACCCCAAGUGCAGCAAGUUCCUCAGCCUCAACAACAACAACAACAACCAGUUUUGGUUUAUCCAGUCACAAAGCAACCUGUGCCUGAGUCCACUCACCAUUCAAGUGGGUCAUUUGGGACAGUCUUCAUUGUCUUAGCCGUGAUUGUUGUCAUAUCAGGUAUUGCUUGCUGUCUUGGCAGGCUUUGCAAUCGUAAAGCCCAUAAACAUAGCCCAACAAAGCCCCAUAAGUCUCAAAAGUCUCGGCCCAAAGGUGGGGAGCCUGACUCCAGGAAUCGGAACUUUCAGCCCAAAGAUGGAGAUCCACAUUUUCAGCCCAAACAAGGUGAUAUUGAGUUUGGUAAAAGUAGCUUUGGGCCCAAAGAAGGAUACGUCGAAUCGUUCGGAAACCGUAGCUUUAGGUCCAAAGAUGGAGACAGAGAUCCCGAGUUUGGGAAUCCACAUUUUCAGCCCAAACAAGGAGAGACUGAGUUUAUGAAGAAUAGCUAUGGGCCUGGGCCUGGGCCUGCACUUGGGCCCAGAGAAGGUUAUGUUGAAACGUUUGGGAACCGUAGCACUCGGUCCAAAGAUGGGGAUUUCGAGUUUGGGUUCGAUAAGAAAAAUCCAAACCAUGGAAAACAAAAUGGUAACAGAGACAGUAGCAGAGGCCACAAGCCGUACGAACAUGGGGAAGUGAAGUACCAUGGUCAUGGUCAUGGUCAUGGAGGGCACAUGGGCCCAUAAAUCAUAUAUAUAUAUGCACCAUAUUGAUCAACUCUUUAGGAUUAGCUGGCUGGAUUAAUAUCUCAAAAUCCUUGUCUUUUAUUCUUUUUUAUUUUAUUAUUCUUAAUUUUCUUUUACAUAUAUAUGGUCUUUUGAAGUUCACUUGUGUAUUUUUAGAUUGAAACUAAACUUGCUAUGUAAGUAUCAAUUGUUAACGAAAUGUUUUCGUGAACCACAAAGAUAUUGAAAUAACAUAAAUGUUUAGUAAAAAGACAUUAUUAUAA